This is a messenger RNA of Suillus discolor, 1209 nucleotides long. RefSeq lists its product as uncharacterized. The coding region runs from base 193 to 975 and encodes 260 amino acids. Gene Ontology annotation, molecular function: protein binding. Lineage: Eukaryota; Fungi; Basidiomycota; Agaricomycetes; Boletales; Suillaceae. The transcript has 3 exons. The record is from RefSeq and is a predicted model, not a curated record.
UUUAUAGAACCACUUUGACUCGGACCCGCGAGAGCUGCAUGAUGAUCAUCUCAGGCUAAGUCGGACCUGACAAACGUAUGAUUCGCCCAGGAUAAGGGGCAAGUUGGCCCAAUUGAAAAUUCACCCCUUGCAACUUUUCGAUAACCUCCCACUCACUCAUCGAGACGAAACGUUGACCGCCUUGUCAUUAAAAUGGACUACGAAAUAAAACCUAAAUCAGCACUCUCGUACCUCGCGGAAGAACUUUGGGUUUACGUUCUAGGUUUCCUUUCUUGCAGAGAUAUUCUUCGUUGCACAUCUGUAUGUAAGGCCCUUCACCAGAUAUACAUGUCCUCUUCAGAGCUCCAGUACAUCGUCGAACUCAGCGGCCAAUGCUUGCUCCCCGGCAUCUCCAGCACGGACGACCGUACCCCUAUUUCCACUGGCAAGCGCUUACAACGCUUGAGGGAUAAAGCCCAUGCAUGGCUCAAGUUUGAUGCCUAUACUUUCCAAACAGUUAUCCCAUCAACCUCGCUUGAUGACAGGCAACAAUACGUCACCGGUGGUGAACAUUUCUACUUGUGGAACUACUAUGACAACUUGGUCGCCAUCAGCCCAAUACCAUCCAAACUCUCACAACGAACAAUCGAACGCCACUGGUCACCCAGAUUAUGUCCAUUUCCUGGGGCGGAGAGGCGGAUUGCAUUGAUGGACCCGGCACAAAAUUUAUUCGCCAUCGCGUAUACUUUUCACGAGAGGACCUACAUUUACCUAGCAACUCUGGAUGAUGGUUGCGUCCACCCUCACGCUGCCGGACCAGCGCUAGUUCUGGAGACUCCCGUAUAUGAGUGGGAAACGAAGUUUCAGUGUUAUGGGAGGCAUAUCGCUUUAUCGCGUGAAUUUUACCGCGGAGUUGAGGUUUCUGACCAUGUGUGGCAGCUGCAAAUUUGGGACUGGCAGCACUCGACAACAUUAAGCGUGAGUCUUCAUGCUUGAAUCAGAAAUUGACGAAGAAUCGACAGUUGAUUUUGAAUUUAGACUGUCCUCAGCAGCAGCAUACAAACUACAUUUCGCACCCCCGCUAGUUUUUGUUUUCUUGGAAACGACAGGUUGCUCGUUGUCGCCGAUAAUUUGAAGCUGUAUUCGAUCAAGGAUAUGUCCGAGACGCCACGAUUGCUGGCAUGUUUCCUGUUGCCUUUCCCGUUGGUGGACACAGAACACUACCUUCCG